AACUUAAUAAUGGCAGAGGCACUGGAAAUGGCUUUCAAUGAUGUUCAAAGCGUAGUUACUUUAGGCACCAAUUCUGACAUCUUAAAAAGCAGUCUAAAUGUAGCCGGAAAAUUAGCUGACGCAGUACAGCCUUUUAUCCCUCUAAUUAGUACUGUUUUUGUAGUCGUAUCUGAAGUAAUGAAAAUUUAUGAAAAUGCUAAACACAAUAAAAAAAUUUGUGCUUCACUAUUGGUUAGAGUCAAUACUGCAAAGAUUAAUGUUGAAAUCUUGCAAUUUCAACCCCGAAUUUGCGAUCACAAAGCAUUCUACAGAUUUGUUGAAGUGUUAAAGAAAAUAAAAAACUUCAUGAAUGAUGUUUCAAAUUUGUCAGGCUGGAAAAAAUAUGCAACUACGAACUCAGUUCAAGAAACUUUCACGAAAUUGAUUUCUGAAUUUGAUCAAAGCAUGAAUGAUUUACAUUUCACGAUAACUAUUUCUAACGAACAGCAAAGAAAAUUAGACCAAGAAAAUCUUAAUGCUGAUUUCGAAGAGAUGAAACAUGUAAAAUUUACUGUGGAAGCUGAAGCUGAAAAUUUGG
This is a messenger RNA of Racocetra fulgida, 577 nucleotides long. The record is from the annotation of a GenBank genome assembly. NCBI's taxonomy places the organism in Eukaryota, Fungi, Glomeromycota, Glomeromycetes, Diversisporales, Gigasporaceae.